UUCCAUAUAAACUAUUCUUUAAAAAAGGCGCAUGCUUGCAGUUUCCGAGAAAAUCCCACAAUUUUCUCAUCAACCGAGAAAAAAAACUUUUCUUCCUUUCUUUGUCUUCAAUUACAACAACAGAGAUUCCAAAGAAACUCGACCUUGAUAGUUAGAUAGAUCUCCACCUUAAAAAAUUUUCAAAAACCAACAACAAGAAGCUUUCUCGCUCUCUCUUUAACUUUUUUUCUUUUUUCUUUUUCUUUCUCUUUCUUUCUCUCCAAACAUCCAGUUUCCCACUCUCUCACUCUCUCAAAAUCUCUUCGGGUCUUUCGGUACCAAAGAUUCAUAUGUUACUUUGCAAUUAAUUCUCUCUUUCUCUUGGAAUACUGAGAUUCGGAUUCAUCGUCUAAAAUUAUUUCUCUUUCUUUUUUUCAUAUCUUUUUUCCUUUUUUUUUUGUUUUGAUUGAUAUUCGUGAAAUUUUAUUAUUAUUAUUUUUAAUUUGGGGAGCAGAAUGUUAGUGAUUGAAAAAGGUUUCUCCUUUUUACCGUUUUUAGGGAAUCCGUUUCAAUGCUUUCAAUGUUGAUCGAAACGCGUUUCUUUCUCGAUCUCUCAAAAAGAUCUAGGGUUAGGGUUUCCUUCUUUCUUUCUAACAUUGUUUUGUUAAUUUAUCAAAUUAGUCCUUGUGGCUGUUUUAAGAUUUAAGAUUCCUUUUUAUCCUCAAUUUAAAAUUUCCUCUUGUUUUUAAAUUUUAUCCCUCUAAAAAUCUACAAUGCUAAGGCAAAUUUUCAGUAAACUCCCACGAAAAUCCGGGAAAUCGGAUUCGCCGGGGCUAGCUCGGUCAAACUCAUGCACGACAGCUGGGUCAACCCUACAAACUCAACGAUCCAACAGUUUGAACUCGGGCUCUGGCCGCCCCGGUGCUACAAAACGGACAUCCUCAGCCGUUUUUCCGGCGAGUGUUGUGGCGGGAAUCGAGCCGUUGUUGCCAUUCAAAGACGUGCCAAAUUCGGAAAAAAUGAAUCUUUUUGUGAGUAAAGUCAGCCUUUGUUGUGUAACUUUCGAUUUCACUGACCCGACUAAAAAUUCAAUUGAAAAAGAUGUUAAAAGACAAACCUUGCUCGAGUUGUUGGAUUUUGUGGCUUCUGGGUCUGUUAAAUUUAGCGAACCUGCGAUUUUAGCUAUGUGUAGGAUGUGUGCUGUGAAUUUGUUUAGAGUUUUCCCGCCUAAUUAUCGGUCUGCUAGUGAUGGUGGUGAAAAUGAUGAUGAUGAGCCGAUGUUUGAUCCGGCUUGGCCACAUUUGCAAAUUGUUUAUGAUUUGCUGCUUAAGUUUAUCACCUCUUCAUGUCUUGAUGCGAAAGUAGCUAAAAAGUAUAUAGAUCAUUCCUUUAUUUUGAGAAUGCUUGACUUGUUUGAUUCAGAGGAUCCAAGGGAAAGGGAUUGUUUGAAGACUAUACUGCAUAGGGUUUAUGGCAAGUUUAUGGUUCAUAGGCCGUUCAUUCGGAAGGCUAUAAGCAAUAUAUUCUAUCGGUUUGUUUUUGAGACGGAGAGACAUAAUGGGAUUGCAGAGUUGUUGGAGAUUUUUGGGAGUAUAAUCAGCGGGUUUGCUUUGCCGUUGAAGGAGGAGCAUAAGAUCUUCUUGUGGAGGGUUUUGAUUCCUCUCCACAAGCCAAAAACUUUCGGGGUUUACUUUCAACAAAUGUCUUUUUGUGUUACUCAAUUCAUUGAGAAGGAGCCCAAGUUGUCCAGUACAGUGAUAAGGGGGUUGUUGAAGUACUGGCCCAUAACAAACAGCCAGAAGGAGGUGAUGUUUCUCGGUGAGUUGGAAGAGAUUUUGGAAGCAAUUAACAUGGUGGAAUUCCAGAAGGUUAUGGUUCCAUUGUUCUGGCGGAUUGGCUGUUGCAUUAACAGUUUCCACUUCCAGGUGGCUGAAAGGGCACUUUUCUUUUGGAAUAAUGAUCAAAUUGUAAACUUAAUUGCACUUAAUCGGCAUGUGAUUUUGCCCAUAAUACUUCCAGCCUUGGAAAAGAAUUCCCAGAACCAUUGGAACCCGGCAGUGCUCAACUUAACUUUAAAUGUCAGAAAGAUGUUCAUGGAGAUGGAUGAUGUGCUGUUCAUGUCCUGUCAUACUCACUUUAAGGAGGAAGAGGCAAAGCUGAGCAUAUUAGCUGAGAAACGGAAGGAAGCAUGGGAGCUAUUAGAAAAUGCAGCCAGUCUCCAGCCAAUAACUGGAAAUACUGCUGUUCUCGUAACUCCUUUGGCAACAUCAAUCACCUGUUAACUGCUUUCCUGAACUGUUGUUGUCCCGAGCUUUUUGAUUUUUCCUUUUCUGUCCCACCUUUUAUAAGGAUGGGAAAUGUUUUUAAACGGCUGCUGUUAGUGGUGGUGGGAUUUUUUUUGGAUGUUCCAUUGGCAGCCGUUUCCUGUAACUUGUUUUAAUGUAUUCUCCAAUGCCACUGUGUGGGAUGUUAGUUGCUUCCUUGGAAAAGUCAUGGGAAGGGCCAUGCCAUGUAGUGGAUUAUACUUAAUAGUUUAUUUGAAAGACUUUGACAAGGCAUAUAAGAAACUCCCAACUGCUUACAUAUGCUUACAUAUAUGGUAACUUGCUUCUUAAAUUCGAAAUGUGAUGGCUUAUUAUUGGUGGGGUUUGAUUGUCAUAUUAACUACAUCACUGAUUCUCUUUAUCAUCUAAUUUGAUUUUAAAGGUUGCCUGUUGUGAACAGCUGUAGAUAAUGAUCUCUCCCCCUAAUAAUUUAUCAUGGUUGUGGGUAAAUGCUGGACUUGAAUAUAUUAGUAGUCUGGAAUUUGAUUGUUAUUGGUUUGGAUUAAAUGAGAUGUGGACGUAACAUAUGAUGUUCUUGAGAUUUUUCUUGAGAGUGAUUAGAUUGUAGUAAAAUGAUUAAACUUGGUUUAAGAAGGUUCAAGAUCCAUUCCUUGAUGGUAAAUUUCUGUCUACUCCUUUCACUUUCAUUUUACAGGCAAAGGUAGUUAUUGAUAUGUUUAGCUCAAAUGAUGCUUAGUGAUGAUGACAGAAAGAUCUCAGGUUCAAGUUGGACGGAUAAUUUUACUUCAUACUUAACAAAUAACCCAAAAAAUGAAUAAAUUAGUGG
Molecule: messenger RNA, 3090 nt
Organism: Durio zibethinus
Lineage: Eukaryota; Viridiplantae; Streptophyta; Magnoliopsida; Malvales; Malvaceae
Product: serine/threonine protein phosphatase 2A 57 kDa regulatory subunit B' kappa isoform-like
Biological process (GO): signal transduction
Cellular component (GO): protein phosphatase type 2A complex
Molecular function (GO): protein phosphatase regulator activity
Source: RefSeq, a predicted model, not a curated record